UGCUCAUGAAACAAAUUAUUUUGCAUCAUCAUGGUAUGAUACGUCGAGGAGAGCGCACGAAGGUGAAAAGAAGAACCUGAAGGGCCGUUUCAGUUUUGCGAGGCACACCUUGAUGCCCUCGGCCGUCCUCAAGAAGCCGCGCCUCGCUGACCUAUCGUCUUUCCAUCGCCGCACUGUCUUCCCUUCAAUUCGCCGGCCGUUCUCCUCUUCCCGCUCUACGCCCAUUGACACCCUGAACACCAACCUUCGCCCCUUCCCUGAGUACACUCCUAAGAAGCCCGGCAUCCGCGACGCUGAACUAGUACACAAUCUAACCACUGCACUGAGGCAGCGACGUCCCCACUCCCUCGGCCACACUCUCACCCCCUUCGCCGCGCGACUCCGCCCGGACCACCUUGUUUGGUCCCUCCUCCAACUCCGCUCCAACCCGGCUCUCGCCCUUUCCUUCGUGCACUGGUUCCGCCGCAACACCCGCUUCUCCGUCCCUGCCGAGGCCCAAGCCAUCGCCGCACACCUCGCUCAUGCUUCUGGGAUUGUAGGCGCCGCUCGGCAGUUUCUGCGGCGGGGCGUCGUUUGUCACAGGAAUUUUGUCGAGCAGGUUAUCUACACAUACCGCCACUGGUCCUCGAAUCCCACCGUCUUUGAUCUCCUCUUUCGAGCCGCUGUCGAGCUCGAAAGAUUAGAAGAGGCCCAUUCACUAUUUCUCCGCCUUACUUCUUUUGGGGUCGUUGUUUCAGUGGAGUCAUGCAAUGCGCUCCUCUCCCAUCUUCCGAUUGAUGCUGCCCUGAAUGUUUUCCUGGAAUUUCCGCUCUUUGGAGUGCGCUGGAAUUCCGCUUCUUAUAAUAUUGUGAUAUGUGGGUUAUGCGGGGUGGGGAAGCUUGGGGAGGCCUACGACAUCCUUCUUAAAAUGAACUCUGAGGACGGUGUUCUGCCAGAUGUCAUCAGCUAUAGCACCAUUAUCAAUGGGUAUUGUCGUGCUGGGGAGCUUCAGAGUGCCUAUGAUUUGUUUAACGAAAUGUGUUCCCGAGGUUUGAAGCCAAAUCAGUUUACUUUUAAUAGCAUUAUGUCUCUUCAAUGCAAGAAUGGGAUGGCUGGGGAGGCAGAAUGGUUACUACUUAUGAUGGAGAAUGAAGGUGUGAUUCCAGAUUCAGCUGUCUACACUACUUUGAUCAAUGGAUUCUCUAAAAAUGGUAACCUUUCUGCUGUGUAUCGCCUGGUUAAGGAGAUGAAGGGUAAAGGGUUAGUUCCUGAUGCUCAGACAUAUACUACUUUGAUUUGUAGCCUUUGUAGAUCUGGCAGGAUUAUUGAUGCUGACAUGCUCUUCCAGGAAAUGCUUAGAAAGGGAUUAAGUGCUGAUAAAGUCACUUAUACGGUGUUGAUUGAUGGCUUUGCUAAAAAUGGCAGGAUUCUAGAGGCCUUUAGGCUGCACAAUGAGAUGUUGCAGGCUGGCUUGAUUCCAAACGUUGUGACAUACACUGCUCUUUCUGAUGGCCUCUGUAAAAAGGGUGAGGUGGAGGCUGCAAAUGAGCUUUUGCAUGAGCUUUGUGUUAAAGGGUUGCAGUUAAAUGUGUGUACAUAUAACUCACUAAUCAAUGGGCUUUGCAAAUCAGGGAAUAUUGAACAGGCUAUGAAGACCCUAGAGGAUAUGGAAGUAGCAGGACUUAGUCCUGAUACAUACACUUAUACUACUUUGAUGGAUGCUUAUUGCAAGCUUGGUGAGUUAACUCGAGCACAUGGUCUGCUUAGGAAGAUGUUAGAUAAAAGCAUCCAGCCAAGCAUUGUCACUUUUAAUGUCUUAAUGAAUGGAUUUUGUGCUGCGGGAAAGCCUGAAGAUGGGCAAAAGCUUCUUGAAUGGAUGUUAGGAAAGAAGAUAAUACCAAAUGCUGCUACUUAUAAUUCUUUGUUAAAGAAUUACAGCAUGGAGAAGAACAUGAAAGCUGUGACUGAGUUAUAUAGGGGGAUGCUUGCAAAGGGCGUCUUACCAGAUGAGAACACGUAUAAUAUUCUAAUCACGGGACAUUGUAAGGCGAGAAACAUGAAGGAGGCAUGCUUUUUUCAUGUGGAAAUGAUUGGGAAAGGUUUUAGAAUGAGUACUAUCUCAUACAAUGCUCUCAUUGAAGGGCUGUUCAAGAAGAAGAGAUUUAUGGAGGCAAAACAAUUGUUUCAAGAGAUGAAAGAUGCUGGUCAUGUUGCCAAUAAGAAUAUAUAUAGUCUUUUCAUAGAUUUAAACUACAAUGAAGGAAAUAUUGAGCUGACGCUUAAACUUUGUGAUGAAGCAAUGGAGCAAUGCUGCAUUGGAUAUUGAGUUGCUGAAAUUUGAUAUGAGUAAAGGAGUAGCGAAUAAGAUCAGGAGACGUUUUAGAAUGAGGCCUAUCUCAUGCGACACCCUCACUAAAGGACUAUACGGAAAGAAGAGGUUUAUGUUUUCAAUAAGAACUUAUAUAAUAUUUUCCGAUAUUUGAACUAACAUGGAGAGAAUAUUGGGCUGACCCUUGAGCUUUGUAACGAAGCAAUAGUGAAAUGCCUCAUUGGACCUUGAGUUACUGAAUUUCAUAUCUGUAAAGGAAUUUGACUGAUCAAAUUAAAAUAUUUGAGCGUCCUCAUCAUUAAGUGGUUUAUUCUGUUGAUUUUAUGACUUAGUGAUGUAAUUGUUGGAAGGCGAACUAAAGUGAUUGAGAUUCUACUAUGAUGAGCAGUCAGCUACUUAAUUUAUUUUCAACUCUGUCCUGAAGCUGAGAACUUCUUUGAGGCAUAUGAAUAGCACUCUAUAAUGCUUUUUCAGGGGAAACUCAGUGGCAUCAAAAGUAUAUGAUUCUAGAGCCUAGAGAGCUCUUAAGAAGUCGAUCAAAGAAUGCAAUCCAUUAGGGAUUUAGGGCAUUUACGUACAUCUCACUCUGGAUUUACAUAUCUAGCAUAAACUAGACUUUUUUACAUUUA
Molecule: messenger RNA, 2937 nt
Organism: Phalaenopsis equestris
Lineage: Eukaryota; Viridiplantae; Streptophyta; Magnoliopsida; Asparagales; Orchidaceae
Product: pentatricopeptide repeat-containing protein At1g05670, mitochondrial
Exons: 2
Coding region: 113-2305 (730 amino acids)
Molecular function (GO): protein binding
Source: RefSeq, a predicted model, not a curated record